This is a messenger RNA of Physeter macrocephalus (sperm whale), 982 nucleotides long. It is a transcript of the gene C3H1orf50, whose product is annotated as chromosome 3 C1orf50 homolog. Bases 1 to 669 code for a protein of 222 amino acids. The record is from RefSeq and is a predicted model, not a curated record. The transcript has 5 exons. Lineage: Eukaryota; Metazoa; Chordata; Mammalia; Artiodactyla; Physeteridae.
AUGGGCCUUCUUGCGCAGGCUCUGCAGUCUCGCGCCGCCCGGGUAGUAGGGAGAGGAAGGUGCUGUCAUGGAAGACGGUGCAACGCCCGGGACGACCCAGGGAGUCAUAGAAAACCAAGGAGUUCUGUCGGCGGAGCCCUGGUGGAGCUCACCCCGACCCCCGGCGGCCUGGCCCUGGUGAGCCCCUACCACACCCACCGGGUCGGAGACCCCUUAGACCUCGUGGCGCUCGCAGAGCAGGUGCAGAAGGCUAAUGAAUUUGUCAGAGCAAAUGCCACCAACAAGCUGACAGUCAUAGCCGAGCAAAUCAAACAUUUGCAAGAACAAGCCAGGAAGGUAUUGGAGGAUGCUCGCAAAGAUGCUGACUUGCACCAUGUAGCUUGUAAUAUAGUGAAAAAACCUGGCAACAUUUACUACCUUUAUAAACGGGAGAGUGGUCAGCGGUAUUUUUCCAUUAUUUCUCCAAAGGAAUGGGGGACAGGUUGUCCACAUGACUUCCUUGGUGCCUACAAGCUGCAGCACGACUUGUCCUGGGCUCCAUAUGAGAACGCUGAGAAGCAGGAUGCUAAAAUCAGCAUCGUGAACAAGUUGCCAAGCCAGCCAGUGGCUCUGCCUCCAAGCGCUGAACCCAGCUUCCGGGGCUUCACUUCCACUGAGAGUGGACUCUGACAAAGGCUGUCAUGGCUAUAGGACCUGUCACCUCCGUGUUGCCCCAGCCUCUGCCUUGAUGGGAGGUGGCGUGAGAAUCGAGGGCAUGUAGGGGAAUCAUGAACUUCUUUGAAGGUGGUCCUGUGUGAAUGUAAUUGCUGUCGUUAUUACUUUUAGUUGGGAUGGUAAAGAAUCACAUCAGUCUCUUUUGGGAUCCUUUCCAGGUCACAGAUAUUCAACUAGUCAGUUUCAGAGUACUGGCCAGUGUACUUUCCUUCUUUAUCUCCAUCUGUUCUCCCAUAAGUCAGAGCAUUAGAGAAAGAAGGGUUUCUUC